AUGUGGUCGGUGAUGGGUUUGGUGCGACGUACGGCGUUUUCCACCGUAACGAAAGGUUAUCAUCCGGUUAGGCCAUUGCUCGGCGGUUGCAGGUGUCUCACCGUCGAACCAACGGCGGUGACGGCGGAGAAGGAGAAGAAGGAAGAUGAUAUAACGGUAACGGAAGCGAAGAAGCUAAUGAGGUUAGUGAACGUUGAUGAGAUGAAGAAGAAGCUUGUUGGUAUGGCGGAUAAAGAAGUUGUCUCUUACAAUACACUCGUUGAAGCGUCUCAGAGCUUAGGCAUCACUAGAUCUCUCAAUGAAGCUCACGCUUUCGCUCGUGUUCUUGAUGAUGCUGGUGUGAUCUUGAUUUUCCGAGAUAAAGUCUAUCUUCAUCCAGAUAAGGUGGUGGAUUUGAUAAGAAAGGCGGUGCCUUUAGGGUUGAAUCCGGAGGAUGAUCCGAUUAAGAUUGAGUUUGAUAAGCUUAGGUGUAUGAAGGAAGAGAUUGAUGUGUUGGCUCAUCAGCAAGUGAGGAAGAUUCUGUGGUGCGGUCUUGGUUACUCUGUUGUGCAAAUCGGACUUUUCAUCAGACUAACAUUCUGGGAGUUUUCGUGGGAUGUGAUGGAGCCGAUCACGUUCUUCACGACAGCGACAGGGAUCAUUGUUGGUUAUGCUUACUUCUUGCUGACUUCGAGAGACCCGACUUAUCAAGAUUUCAUGAAGAGGUUGUUUUUGUCGAGGCAGAGGAAGCUGCUCAAGAGCCGUAAGUUUGAUGUUGAGAGGUUUAAGGAGCUUGAGAGGAAGUGGAAGAUGACUUCUUCGUCUUCUUCUUGGUCUGCUUCUUGCCACGCGAAUGCAUCGAUAAGGAAUCGUGUUGGUGUUGAUCUUGAUUUGGAGGAUUCUUUGCAGAGUCGCAGAGAUUAUUGA
Molecule: messenger RNA, 906 nt
Organism: Microthlaspi erraticum
Lineage: Eukaryota; Viridiplantae; Streptophyta; Magnoliopsida; Brassicales; Brassicaceae
Source: the annotation of a GenBank genome assembly